AAUUUAUUUGCAAUGGCGUGCACGGUUUUCAUUUUUAUAUGAAAUUCUUCAAGUGAAUAGAUAAUAAUAUCCAAAUUAAUAUGAGUUGAUGUUCCGAAUGAUUGAUUAAACGGUUAUUGUUUGAUUAGCGCUUAUUUUUUAUUUUAUAAUACAACGGUACCAGUGAUUUCGCAUCUGGAAAUAAACGAACAAUGGUCCGUCACUUUUCUGAGGAACUACGUUUCGAAAAAUUUACCACUUCUUGUCAAGCAUGGGGCAAUGGAUUUUCCAGCAUUGCAGAAGUGGUGCCCCAACUAUUUCUUGUAUUUCACUGAAAAAAUUUCCAGAAAAGGAAGUCGAAGUUACAAUUACACCUAAUGGCUAUGCAGAUGGAUUGGUCUGUUAUAACGGAACCGAGUAUUUUUGCCUUCCAGAAGAGAAGCAGAUGAUGUUCAAAGAGUUUUUGAGACUUUUAGAUGAAAAACGAGACAAUUAUGUUGUCUAUAUUCAACAACAGAACUCAAACCUGACUUCCGAUUUUCCGGAGUUACUGGAAGACAUUGACGUUGAGAUAGGGUGGGCAUCUACAGCAUUCGAUAAAAAACCUGAUGCUGUAAAUUUUUGGAUGGGUGAUGAACGUGCCAUAACGAGCAUGCACAAGGAUCCCUAUGAAAACAUUUACUGUGUCGUCGAUGGCUAUAAAGACUUUAUAUUGUCACCUCCUAUGGAUUUACCUUACAUACCAUAUAAAAAGUUCCCGGUAAGGAGAUACAAAGAUGUUGGUAGUGGCAGCUUUGAGAUCAGUGAAAUUCCAAAUCAAAAAGACAUAUCCUGGAUCGCAUUGGACCCUUUAAAACCGACAACCACUAAAGGUAAACCAAGACUGUUCAGGGUUAGGGUAGAAAAAGGAGACUUAUUAUAUUUGCCUGGAUUGUGGUUUCAUCAUGUUAAGCAGAGUCAUGGGUGUAUUGCCGUAAAUUACUGGUAUGAUAUGGAUUUUACAGAUCCCAAGUAUUGUUACUACAGAAUGUUGGAAAGUUUGUGCCAGUAAGAAUGAAAAGCAGUUUUUUUUUAUUGUGACUAUUUCAAUGUGUUAUUAAUGAUAUUAAAAUAUCUCAAUACAUAAUGCAGUUUAACUCAUAACCAAAUGGAUUGUGUAUGUCAUCAUCCAUUAACUAACAGCAGAAUCAUAGACAAGUGG
Messenger RNA from Cylas formicarius (sweet potato weevil), 1180 nucleotides. RefSeq names its product bifunctional peptidase and (3S)-lysyl hydroxylase Jmjd7 (gene JMJD7). The transcript is spliced from 5 exons. Gene Ontology annotation, molecular function: 2-oxoglutarate-dependent dioxygenase activity. NCBI's taxonomy places the organism in Eukaryota, Metazoa, Arthropoda, Insecta, Coleoptera, Brentidae. The coding region runs from base 251 to 1030 and encodes 259 amino acids. The record is from RefSeq and is a predicted model, not a curated record.